AUGGGGACGAAUGUGUCUUUCUUCGACUCGGCAUCUGAAAAAUCUCUUUAUCACCAUCCCAUCUUGCCUGACAGCCAUCUGGCUUCCCCAGCUUCAACUACAAUUACUACUCGCUCCGGGUCAGGUCAAAGCAACAUCCAGACUAAUAAUUAUAAUGACCACAACCAUGGCAACUGUACGUCAACUAGGGACAAUAUUUAUCUGGAUCAAGGAGGAGCUUUGCACAAACGUGUAAUGGGAACCAGUAGCCCAAUGUCGGUGACUAUCUCCAAUGAGGUUACGCAACAGGCCAUUUCCAGAUUACGCAAGUCCUUUAUGCUUCCCACUCCGUUUGCAUGCAUUCAGCUUUUCGACAAUAAACUUGGUGUUCACCUGCCUUCUGAACCAGAUCUUCUGGCUGACUGCCUGAAAUCAGGUGCCCUGCUUUGUCGUCUAGUCAAUCGACUUGUUUCACCUGAUGCUGUCAAAGAGGCAAGUAGUUGUCAUAUUUAA
This is a messenger RNA of Protopolystoma xenopodis, 492 nucleotides long. NCBI's taxonomy places the organism in Eukaryota, Metazoa, Platyhelminthes, Monogenea, Polystomatidea, Polystomatidae. The record is from the annotation of a GenBank genome assembly.